AUGAGCAAGCCAUCACUGAAUACCAGUUUGGUAUCCGUUUCCCAUAACGAUAAAUACGGAUCAAGCGUGCCUCCACUAUACCAAUCUACCACUUUUAAAGCCUCUUCUUUCGACCAGUUGCAAGAGUACGACUACACGAGGUCAGGAAACCCAACUAGAACCGUAUUGCAACAACAGAUCGCUAAUCUUUACGAUGUGGCACCAGAACAGGUGUUUGCCGUCUCGAGUGGGAUGACUGCACUAGAUAUCAUUUUGAGAACUUUGAUAGAUAAUUCAGAUCACAUCCCAACGAUAAUCGCUGGUGAUGAUUUAUACGGUGGUACUCAACGUUUAUUAACGUUCCUACAGACGAGAAACCAUGCUAAAGUGAUUCACACAGAUACUACGGAUGCCGAGUCGUUCAUCAAAUUGUACAAUUCUUUGGGGCAAGUUGAUAUCGUGCUUUUAGAAUCUCCAACCAACCCGUUGAUGAAAGUCGCCGAUUUACCAAGGCUGUGCCAAUUUGUGAAACAAAAAGGUGGUUCAAGUUCCAACUGUAAAAUCGUCGUUGAUAACACCAUGAUGUCAGGUUUGAAUUCCAACCCUUUGCAAUUCGGAGCAGAUGUAGUAUACGAAUCCGGUACGAAAUACCUCAAUGGACACCACGAUAUCAUGGCUGGUGUAAUAAUAGCCAAGAAGGACGUGGCUCCAUCCGUAUAUUUCGUCAUUAACAGUACCGGUGCCGGUCUAUCUCCGAUGGAUUCAUGGCUCUUGAUCCGUGGUCUCAAGACCUUAUCUGUUCGUCUUUACAAACAACAGAUAAACGCAAUGGUGCUCUCGCACUGGCUACAAGAUAUAUGCGGAUUCAAGCCUACAGAUAAUAACCAGCAACUAAAGACAAGGUUUGUUGGGUUGGAAUCUCACCCUCAGUUCGAAUUGCAUAAAAGUUUCAACAAUGGUCCCGGUGCAGUGCUAUCCAUUGAGACUGGCGACCUAGCACUAAGCGAAGCCAUUGUAACUUCUAAAAGACUAAAUAUAUGGGCCGUCACGGUAUCGUUUGGAUGUGUCAACUCGUUGAUCUCCAUGCCAUGCAAGAUGUCACAUGCCUCCAUCGAUCCAGAACUACGGAAACAAAGAGCGUUCCCUGAAGACUUGAUCAGACUCUGUUGUGGGAUAGAAGACGUCAAAGAUUUACAAUAUGACUUACUUGCCGCAUUCGAGGAAGCAGGCUUGAUCGAAUUGCAACAGAGAGGUAACGAUACAUAUUUAUUGAACAAGAAGAACGGACACAUUGCAAGAAACAAUAUCGGAGAAACAUACCAAGAAAACUACAACGUUUACGACCAAUUUUUCGGUCAACGUCUCGUAUCAAAGACAUCUCAUCUACACACUGCAAAGUUGUAG
Molecule: messenger RNA, 1383 nt
Organism: Kluyveromyces lactis
Lineage: Eukaryota; Fungi; Ascomycota; Saccharomycetes; Saccharomycetales; Saccharomycetaceae
Gene: STR3
Product: cystathionine beta-lyase STR3
Exons: 1
Coding region: 1-1383 (460 amino acids)
Biological process (GO): transsulfuration; 'de novo' L-methionine biosynthetic process
Cellular component (GO): cytoplasm
Molecular function (GO): pyridoxal phosphate binding
Source: RefSeq, a predicted model, not a curated record